Messenger RNA from Megalopta genalis, 11887 nucleotides. The record is from RefSeq and is a predicted model, not a curated record. Lineage: Eukaryota; Metazoa; Arthropoda; Insecta; Hymenoptera; Halictidae.
CGCGUUGCACACGGCGUCGAUCGAGAUCCAAAUUGCUAUUGCCAGAUCGAAUCAACGCAAUCAGUUUUCACCGAUCGGAUCGGUCGUCCGCGUCCCAUAAAUCAAACUAGCUUUUUACGAACGAUCUCUUGUUCGCCGCCGCGUUUUUACGCCUAUGGGUUGAAAUUACGGGAAACUAAUUAGCCAAAGACCGUUUCCUAUCGGUCGAUCAUAGAAUCGUUCAAUCUUUAGCACUCCCGGCAUUCGUUUACGCCAUCAGCAACCCCAACUGUUAGCAGCACCCGAAUGGCGACUCCGAGGCGGUACUAAAAAUUACCACAGCGUAACUUGGAACAAUUUUCGCUAAAUUUGAUUGCGUUUAAUGCUAGCGCGUUUCUCCGACGAAAAUUCAUCCAUUUUAUACUUUAGAUACUAAAUUAUUGUGUUGUAAUUUGACGCAGUGUCUCGAAGAUGAUGAGUAGAAUAUAAUUGAUCGAACUGUAGUGAAACACAAACAUGGAUAAUUAUGACUCAGGAACGUAUAAAGAAUAAUGAAUUAGUUUUCUCGCUUAUAAAACGUUUGGUGGUUAUUGAAUUUCUGGGAUUUAGUGUUAGAAUAACUUCUCGAGCGCAUGGAUUGUGGCGUGUCUCUGGAGAACCAAAGAUUUGAUUCCGAAAGCAGUGAAUAUGCUCGUGAAUACAUUUAAUCUGAUUUCUUUAAAUGGUUUUCUUUCUUGCGAUGUAAACGUGCAAACUAUUCUGGCUCUUACAAACAACUGAUGAAUUUCUUCUGAAAAGCAUAAUACAGUUCUCGAAUUCAGUCGUCCCGAUAUAAUGAAAUCAUUGAUGUCUAUUGGUUUUUCGGGUGUAUAAAGUUGCUCGGCAAACUAUUUUUCAGUCUAUAGUACUCCACUUUUUAUAUAUAUUUUCAAUAGUUACAGUUAUACGAUAUUCUCUCCAUUUCGCGAUUCGGACUUGAAUUAAAUCAGCAGUCGAUUAACAUUCAAUGCCGGCGAAAGUUUCGGAUCUUUUACACUACAAUUAUUGAAAUUAUAAAGAUAGAUUCAAGAUAAUUCCUUGAUCAUAACACAAACCACACCAUAUAACCACAAAUCGUCAAACGUUUAGAUCAAUUCAAUCUCGUCAUUUCCAUAAAUCAACGCAUAUCAAUUAUUUCAAUGGUUCCAGUAGGUUUAGCAAAAAUGAUGAGAACCGUGAUUAAAUUCCUACACAAACAGCGUUGCUCCGAAAGCUGUUAAGGCAAAUGUACCUAUUAUGAAACACCGUUCAAUUGUGACUUCUCUUUGACACAGUAUCAUAAAUAAUACAAUAAUAAAUAGGUAGAGCAUACGAAAGGGGAUGUAAAAAUUCCAUCCAUACUUUUUGAACAUUCUUCUUUAUAAAUUCACCCACGCGAACACUGUUAUCCAAUAAUCAACAGUAAAAAAAUAUUUUCUCGAAUACGAAUGUUUCUAAGCAAGAACACACUGUUCCUUAUCGUGUACUUCAAUUCUUUCACUGUCCCGAUUUAUGAACAAGUUGGCAUCCGUGUUCCACGAUAGGUACACGCUCGUACUUUACUUUAUUACUUUUUAUUCAUGUUAAAUAAAUAUUUCAAAGUUGAUUACAUUAUCUAGAGACAUCAAUCUAUCUAACAGUAGUGUAAAUAAUCAACAAUGACACUUUCCAGUUGUAAUAAAAUCGAUGAUAAUCUUCUAACCCAUCACGCAUCGGCGACUACGUAGCUCGACAGUUUAAAACGAUCCGAAAUCGAUCAAGACCGAAAAAUGUAUCACGAGUUUGUUUAGCGAAACGAACGCCACAGUUAACACGCAGCGGGAGUAACGACAAAGCGACAAAGAGAAUGCAAGUCUCGGGGAGUCUUUUACAGUCUUUUCUUCCGUAAACCGUGCACGCUGCGAAUGAUCAAAUAGUUUCAGGCGGUGGCGUACGGCUCGCGCGGAACGAGGUCGACGCUCGUGCAGAAUUCCCAUCGCGGAAUUUUUCCUCUCGGCGACUUCCGGCAGCUCGGGCUUCUAAUUUCGCAGACGGUAAUCCGCCGCCAUUAAUUGCAGCCGAGGUGUCGGGCCCCGCAAAGUCGUAAUUCCCGUGGUUUCCGCGGAGCGUGGCUCAAGUGUCACCGCCUCGAGACGGUCUUUCGGCGUUCGAAAAGUUCCAAGAUCCGAAGCCCUCCCCCCGUAAUCCGACUGUCGUAUCCAUAUCUCGAUAAUUCCCCCAGGAUCGAUCGCCGGGGUUGGAAGUUUCGAGCGGGCAGCCCGGCUCGUCGAAUUAUUAAUAGCCGAACUCCCUUCGCCGCAGCCCGCCGCUCUUGCGUUCCCGCACCCCAGUCCUCCCCUGCCGGCGCGUCCCGUGCAAUUAGCGCGAGCUAGGAAUUUCAUUUUGUUCGGGACAACUCUCCUCCGCCCUUUCUCGCGUCCUGUCCGUCCCGAUUAACGGGCUGAUCCGAUAUCUCGAUGACAGCGAAGAAACAGAGACGAGCGACGGAUGUUCAUCGACUCGAUUCGAACGCGUAAUCCGACGACACCCUGAUCCUCUUUUCGAGUCGCAAAGCCUCGCCAACUUCCGCGACGGAAGCCUCUGAUAGGCGACGAAUCGGCAAGCUGUUGGACCCUUCGCCGUGUCUAACUUUGACGUUCUUUAUCGAGGGAAAGUUCCUUUCGACGAGAAUAGCAGAAACAAGGAAGCGCGCGUCGAAGACUGUUCAGUAUCGAAGCCGAGUGCACAUCAGUGUCAAGGAAUUGAUUGGUAGCUCAGAAUACUCCGAACGUAUCGUCGGGACGUCUCCCGAGAACCGUCACGCCAACGAAGUUCUUCCAACGUCCUAGAAACCGCGCUUGAAUCUUCCGAAUCUGUGUACGUUCGGGGAGGUCUCGCUGAUGCUUCCCUCAAACACAGCGGUUCGAGUGAAUCGGCGCUCGUGUAUCGUCGCGGGUAGACCGAGGGCUGAGGACUUCCGGAGGCUCGUCGCGAGGAAUGCACGCGCCCGAGGAUGGAACUGAGAGUCCUGCGGAUCAGCGUGUUACCGGGGAAUUUGUCCGAGUUCACGGUGAAUCGAAACGAUUCGAAACGAGGUGGCCUGCCGUGGGUUGCGAAGCAGGUGGCCGUGGAGAAGAAAGUCCGUGGAAAGGAGAACGGUGAGCGGGCUGGGCUAUUCGAUCGCCGGGACAGGAAGGCUGGCGGUAGCAACAAGAAGGACGAGUGUUCGAAGAACGCGCAAGACUUCAGCGUGGUGAGAAAGACUGGGAAGGGUGAAUCGGUGUCGGAGGAUUGCUCGAGGAAGGGAAUCGAGAGGCAGCAGCAGCAGCAGCAGGAGCGUGAAAAACCAGAGAGAAAAGGGUCGCCCUUAGCAGGAGGGCCCCACAGAUGCGGGGCCCGGAGGGGCAAGUCCGCGGCGGCGUGACGCGAUGCGGACGUCCUCCUCCUCGCCUGCGAGGAAGAGGAAGAGGAAAGACCUCUCGCCUCUCGAUCUCAUCGGAAGCUUGUCUGCCCUGGACCGUAGCUCCAGCCGAUUCCUCGUGCACGAUGCUGACCAGCGUCGAUACUUUUUGUGGGGUAGUGUCGAGGCUCGUUCGCCGGGGAACGAUCGUCUCGAGAACGAGAAAGCGUCGCGCGUUCGCGAAACAGGACAACGGAGGUGCGUCGGAGGGGAACGCAGGCUACGGGACAGCUCGAAAAAGUGUCUGGCGAAGCUCCUCGUGUUCCUCGCGAUUCUGUGCGGACUUUGCUGGCCUGCCGCGGCGGAGGCGCUCGCCGGCAGCCAGAAGUACAGCACCAGAACGGUCCGGACCAGGUACGGAAUCCUGCGCGGCGUCGAAGCCAGGUCGUCGACGUCCGUCGAGACCUAUUACGGCGUUCCGUACGCGACGCCACCCGUCGGCUCGUUACGGUACAUGCCGCCGGUCACGCCGACGCCCUGGCGCGGCACCAAGCUGGCGGACACCAUGCCGCCCGCCUGCCCUCAAAAACCACCGGAACCGGACGCCACUCUACCGAGGAACAGACGCGCCUACCUCGAGAGGCUAGCCCCUAUGCUGGCCAACCAGAGCGAAGACUGCCUGUAUUUGAACCUCUACGUGCCGAAACCUCCUCAUGGUAGUACUCCAGACUUGUUACCUGCCCUCCUCCUUAUCCACGGUGAUUCCUAUUCAUGGGGUGCUGGAAACGCUUUUGACGGAACCGCGUUAGCUGCUUAUGGUCGCCUUAUCGUCGUUUCUAUCAAUUUUCGCCUCGGCGUACUGGGCUUUCUUAAAACCGGCCCGAAGGGGAGCGCGCAGGGAAAUUACGGCCUGAUGGAUCUGGUGGCAGGCCUUCAUUGGUUGCACGAGAAUCUCGGCGCAUUCGGCGGCGAUCCCGAUCGACUGACGCUCUUUGGCCACGGAACCGGCGCCGCGCUCGCCAAUUUUUUAGCCGCCUCGCCCAUGGCAAAAGAGCUGGUCGAGAGGGUGGUCUUAUUAGGUGGUUCGGCGUUAUCACCCUGGGCGAUCCAACGAGAUCCGUUGACGGUGAAACGUCGCGUCGCCGAUCAUACUGGAUGUCCUGGCGACGUCGAGGCUGACGACAUCGCGCCGUGCCUUCGUUUGAGAAACCUGGAAGAGCUUCUCGCGGUGCAGUUGGACCCGCCGAGAUUCACUUCCGGGUUUGCUCCAUUCAUGGAUGGAACGGUCAUGCCUCCGCCAGUUAAUCAGAAUUUCCAACCGACUGCUUCAUCCUCGGGCCUGAUGCCGCUGAUGCCCGGGCCCGGCACAGAAUUUGCCAGCUUCGGCGACAGAGACGUGCUGCUCGGCCUCACGUCCGAGGAAGCCUGGGUGAAUCUCACCGACGACGAUAUACAGAAUGGCUUGAACGAGACCAGGAGAGACCGCAUUCUCCGCACCUAUGUGCGCAACACCUAUCGCUAUCACCUUCACGAGAUCUAUUCUACCUUGCGGAACGAGUACACGGAUUGGGAGAGGGGCGAGCAGAGUCCGAUGGCGAUCUGCGAUGGCCUGUUGGCCCUAUUGGGAGACGGUCAGGUCGCGGCUCCUCUUCUCAGGUUGGCGCUGCUGCAUUCGGCUGCCGGAGGCCGAGGCUACUUCCUGCACUUCCAGCUCGGGAAUCGACCCAGCCAGAAGGGCGAGGAGAUCCCCUAUCUCCUGGGGAUACCACUCCUCCGCGGAGAGGUGGUCUCCGUUUUGUUCACCUCGAUCAACUACACUUCGGCCGAUGAGAACCUGUCCAAACUGUUGGUCCACUACUUGGCGAACUUCGUGAAACGCGGGGACCCGAACGGCGCGAGUCCUUUGACAACGGGAUCGGGCGGGCUUCCGACGAGCCCGCCGUUCUGGGACUCGUACGAUUCGAUAAACCAGCUGUACCUGGAGGCUGGUCGUAGCACAGAGAUGCGGUCACAUUACAGAGGCCAUAAGAUGUCGCUGUGGUUGAAUCUGUUGCCGCAGCUGCACCGUCCGGGCUAUGAGAUCAGCAUGCGUCACCACCACCUGGCGGAGAGCCCCAGCCUGUACGAGGGCGCGGUGCGUCCUCAGACGCUCGCGGUUCCGCUUCCGGCGCCGCCGUUGCCGAUGCCGUCGCCGACGGAGCCGUCGUCGGUGUCGAGCGUGAUCUCGACGACGGAGUGCACGCCGAACGUGACGGUAGCGACGACGGUGGCGACCACCUCGAGGACGCUGCAGCAGUCGAACCUGGGCCCGGGGCCCAACAACCUGCUGCGCAAGCUGGCCUCGAGCCACUACCAGAGCUACACCACGGCUCUGACGGUGACGAUAGCCGUCGGCGUGUUUCUGCUGCUGCUGAACAUAUUGAUAUUCGCCGGGAUCUACCAUCAGAGGGACAGGAACGCUUCGAACGCAGCCGGCCUGUCCUCGUUCGGCGACAAGAAAAAAGAGGAGCUGCUGGAGGCCGGUUGCUCCGGCAUCGAGAUGUCUUCCGGUAAACAGAGGCUGUCUACGUUGAAUCUGAUGGACUCGCCGUCUUCCAGCCCGCCGCCGCACAAGGCGAAGCUGGCGCAGGAGCUCGAGCUGCAGCUCCAAGAGUUCCAAUGCUCCCCGCCGCCUGGUGGAGGCAAGAGGAUCCUCGAGCCGCCGCUCUACACGAUGAGCCCCUGUGUUCAGAGGACACGCACGCCGUCGCCGUGCGUCGACGCGACCACUGCCAGGAUGGACGACAACGACGACUUCGACGCGGACAGCAGCGACGACGACAACGACGACGACAACCUGCCGGAACCACCACCGCCACCCAAAGUACCAGCGCCGAACGUCGGGCUGUCCUGUCCUGGGAUACUCAGGCAGCCCGGCACGCCCGGCAGCGCCAAGAAACGUGUUCAAAUUCAAGAGAUCUCGGUCUGAAGGGGACUUUCGGCACACGCAGGCUCAUCGAGGGCGCGACGGGUCGCUACUGCUGGCAGUGGUCGAUCGGGCCAGCUCGGUUUUCUUUUAGGCAUCGUGUACGGUGUCGCCACUGUUGUUAGCGACGUGCCAUGGAUUUGAGAUGUUGUUCGAAGGAUCGGCAGAAUUCUGUGAGGGGGCGUAGGUCUUUGGUUCUGGAGACGAGGGUCGGAGGUACGAUUCGCGGGGGAAUUCCGGCGAAUCGCGUAGGUUUUUUGGUUCAGAUUUACGGUCUGCAGACAGUCGGAGUCGAAAAUUAAAUUGUCAAUUUGUAUUUAGUAAUUUUUGGAUUUCUGGUGGUCAAAUCUAGUUGGUUAAAUUGACACGUUGUUGUUUAGUAUGGGGGAAAAUGAUAAAUGGUUGCAAUGCCGGAUUAACGAGCGAAGUCUCUAACACAUUUUUCGACGGAGAAAGAUUCAACAUGUUUUAAUGUAAUAGCGAUGGAAGUCCUUUUGUUUGAACAAAAGAAUUUUAUUAAUUUGAGUGUAACAACUUUUGUAGACUAAUUUCAAAAGGGAAAUGGGCUAACCCCUGUCUUCAUUAAACAGGAGUUUUCGCUUUGAAGAACCGAAAAAGAAGCAAAACGGAAAUGGGAACAGUAUCAAAUUUUCGUGAUAAUCACAUUCCUUUGUUAAUUUACCCGCGUUUCUGUGUGAAACGUAUUUGAGCGCAUUUUUUCUCCAUUCAAAAAGGAGCGUAUAACCUUACGCAGUAUCAUAUCAAUUUAUUUCCUAUCUGUAUCAUUAUAUUUAGUUUCAUUUCACUCAUGCUUUUGAAAGUUUUUACCGAAGAAAAUAGAAGAUACAAUGUGCCUCGAGCAGGUCGUUAUACAAACAUGCUGCGAAUUUAAACGAACCAACGUAUCAUCUUCAGACUUUCUUUUUAACCCAGCGAUUUUGCUGAACACCCUAAUUAGAUAUCUACUGCUGUCUGCAGACUAUGUUCUUCAGUCUGAACUGCUGGAUAUUACGGGACGAACGUCUGUAAUUGCAGUUUCUUAAAGUUUUAUCGCCGAGUAGCUGAACAGUGUAUACGUAGGGACAACGUUGUUACAUCAGAGAAGGAGCAAACAUGUCGGCAACUGAGAGCACAAAUCAGUGGCCUUAAUGAUUUCGAUUCUAGACGAACGGAAGCGUCUCUCUGGCGGGUUUCUGCACGCGAAAUCGGUUCUUCGAACAACUGUUCUGUCUCCUCGAAUGUCCCAUCGAUUUUCUAAAGGUUUCCUCUUGUUUGAAAUUCUCCUGAUUGCGACAAGGAUUUUUUAUAAACUCGCUGAUUCACUUCCUGCUUUAUUUCCGCUUUCUGUCUUUUUCAGUCGACGGUGCAAAGGAGUCGUGUGCACGAGUAAGUACUCCAUGCUGUUACUUUUAUAGCAUUUAGAUCAUUCGCAAAUACGCGUCGCUAGUUUUCUAGAUUCGUGAUUUCUCAAUCGAAACACGAGUUGCGCCGUUCAAAUGUUUCGACGAGAUUUCGAAUAACAGAAAUUAAGAUUUCGCGUGCAUUAACCCGAUGCUCAAUUUAAAAGAGUGUUACGAUUAAAACAACGGUUGGUGCUCGAUUGGUAAAUAGUCACUUCCAGAGUUUUCUAUAUCGCGAUUACAAUAAUAUUCCAGGAACAAUUCCUUCAGUGAUAUUACUUUCCCAUGGAGCAUUCUUAACGCUGAAACUGCCGGCAAUGCACGCACACCUAUUUCUAUCAAAAUAACAAGAACAAUCGAUUUAUAGAGAAUGCAUCCAUGCGGUAUCUUUCUAAACUAGGGCGUCGUUUCCAAAGCUCUACGUAACGUGAAAAUCCUUCAACUAAGCGAGAGACCUCGACAAUUUUAGCGCAUCAUUAUUUCAAACUUAAAAUAAUAAACACUCGUUUCUCAUUUGAACUAUUAUAAAAUUAUUGUCAGACGGAUUCAAAUUGAUCGUGUUUCAUCGGACCUCUAACUCUGACUGUACUCCAAAUUACGUACUGAAUUUUCCUAUUAUCCUAAUGUUCUUCAUUAGAAACAUUAUGAAAUUACGAAUUUUUGUCACGCGAAAAGACGCUUUUCAAAACCGAUACGUCCGAGAAAAAAACGAAUAGUAUUUCAAGUGCUCUAAAUGAAGAUUAAAGUUUCCAAUGACAGCUUCGGCAAAGCAAAAAUUGGCUCGAGGGCGCAGAAAUUGGGACACGUAGCCCAAACGUGAAAACGAAGCCGUUGGAAACGUCGUUCGCCGAGAUCAGUUCGCCGAAUUGUCUCCGUUGGAAAUCCGGGCAACCGAAUCCCGGUGGUGACUAUUCUCCAUCGUUCAGAGAGCAUCUCCGAUCUAAGCUAGAUCGUCAACGUUUACCGAUCGCCGCUCUGAAUAUUUCGUGCGCCAUCGUAGAUACGGGACGACGAUUUUAAAGGUUCUCCGCUCCUCGUUCUCCGGAAUUAACCUGAUCGAGGAUGUUGUUGACCUUAUCCGGGCUAUUGAAACCGUCGGGGAAACUUGCCGGAGAAGAACGGGGCUCGCCGGGAAAGUCUCGGACGUCGAGACGUCUAUCCUUUACCUUUUUUUCCGCCGGUAAGAUUGCCGGAGCUCGUAGGGGGAAGGGGGUAAGUUCCAUAGAAAACGGGAUAUCGAGGACACGAGUUCGACUCGCCGGAGAUCACAUCCGCGCAAGAAGUUGAAUCGUCGGCGAAAGGUCGUCGCGACGCUCGACGCCGUGAAACGAGGGGAUUGAUAUAAUCUCAGGAACCCAAAAGACAACGCGCCAGGGAGCCAGGCUGCUUUGCCCGGGCUUCCUUUUAUCCGGAUUUGUCGGAGCACUAAGUGGAAUUAUUCGAGGAAUUGGAAGGUCUGACCUCGACUUCUCGGUGCCGCGAGAGGAGAGGAUAGUCGCGCGGAGACUGGACCUGAUCAUAAGAAGCUGCAGGCGUUCUAUGGAACGGAACCUGCUAGAUAAUAAAUUGCCGAGUCGUUGGAAUUCUGUGUAAUCGCGUGUGUACCAUGUGUGCGAGACUGCGUGAGAUUUAGAGAGAAUGAGAGAAAAAGAGAGAGAAAGAGUGAGAGAGAGAGAGGGGGGAUGUCGAUGGACAAGGGUUGCGAAACUCGGCGCGAGGAACGAUGGGCGAUGCAUCUUGUAAAUUGUAUUCGAUGUGGGAGGCUUGGGACGUGUGUACGGGUCCAGGCUGAUGCUAUUCUUCUUUCGGAAGAUGCUGGCAAUGACUCUGCUCCCUGAACUUUAUGGUCUUCAGUUUUUAGCGAAGUCCGGAGAACUCUCUGCUGCAUGAGAAACGGCGAGAUUUUGCUUCGGGGUUUAUUUUGUCGGUGGUUUAAACUUUGUCCUGCGGUUGCGCUUUGAAAUGUUGAAUAUUAAGUAUAGAGAGAUAAUAUUUCCACGGUUGCUAGUAGGUUACAAAUUUUAUGCAUUUAUAGAAGUUUCAGUGUUUUAAAUUAGCGGAGUACGAUCUUUGAGACAAUUUUGUGAAGAAUUUGCUUGUUUGAUGUAUGGUAGUGCUUGGUAGAGAUAAUUGCUGUUCAUUACGUUUGUCGGUGACAUUUCAACGAAAGAACGGUUUCUUUGAUGUCGCAAGGCUGGAGUGUUAACAUUUCCCUUUCAAAUUACGUUCCAGGGCUCUUUGAAACACGAAAUUUGUGUUUGUUGAGUAUAAAGGCUUAAUAUCGGUAACAGAAAAAUCAAAUUUUGAGUUAAGAGAAUAAAAUGCAGGAUUAUUGUAUUUAUUGUACUCUCAGUUGUUUAAGUGAGUCUAAUUUUUAUGACAGUGUAAUUAGACUCUUUUGGAGGGUAGUAGUACCAAUAGAAGUGGAAUAAUUGUUUUCGAUUUCAGUAUACAUAUAAUAAUUAAACUGUAUCCGUGAAAGAUUUGCUUCAACGUAUUAAUUUUACAUGUUAAGUGCAGUUUACUGUUGAACACACUAUCGUUUCCUGUACUGCCAGCUUCAGUAGAUUAAGAAUAAUAUAAAACUUUGUUAUAUUCUAUGAAAUUUUGUAUAUUAUUGAGCUUUUACAUUUUUAUGCAUUGCGAAUGCAUAAAAGUUCUUCAUUGCUAGUUGCCAGUUUAAGAUAUUCGUAGAUUUCACUGUUAAAAUAAAAUAUUAUUUGUGAUAUCAACAGUUUCGCUAGAUCAAAACGAUAUAAAUAUGUUAAACUCUACGAAAUUUUAUAUCUCAUUGAUUUCUGUGAGCUGCAAAUGUAUACAAAUUUGCACUGCUAUUUGUCGAUAUCGAAAACUCUUGGGAAUUUAUAGUUGAAUAACUUAUUAUUUUCUACAUUAACAACCGCAAUAGAGCAAAGACAAUAUAUGUUAAAUUUUAAUCGUCUAUGUUCCAUUGAUUUUACAAAUUUCUAUGUGCUACAAAUAUAUAAAAACCCUAAUUCCAAGUUGUUACUUUAUAAAUUCUCAAAGUUAAUAGCUGAAUAAAUUGUUAUUUUCUGUACCGAUAGUUUCAGCAGAUUAAGGAUAACAUUGUUGAUCUUUACGAAAUUUUACGUCUGAUUGAUUUCUUAAAUGUUUAGCGAACGAUUUGACCUAACACAAUUUUUUGUGUCAACGAUUUUGACAGAAUCAGAGCAAUAUAAAUCUCCGUUAAAUUCUAGAAAAUCGGAUACCCCAUUGACUUUACAAAUUUUUAUAAAUGUUCGGGUACUCUGUUUAAGUCUUUCGCGACUUUGCGACAGAAUGUUAUAACGCAAGUGGUUAAUUAAGUCAAGAUUGGUUUAAAGACAAAGACUCGUGACAAAUUGGAGCCCCAUGCGUCCCCCAACUGUCACCGAUAAUUGCGAGGCGAAGAUCUUUCGUUGGUGAUUCAAGCAACAUUGUAAUUGAGAUAACGAAGGCGGAGAGGAACAAUUAAGCAGGAAGCAAGUCUUUGCGAGCAUCGGUGUGUGUGUCUGUGUGCUACGGAAAGGGAGGAGGAAAGAACCCGCGCGAGGGGCCAGCCGUAAGUAACCUAACUACUAUAAUUUAUUCUAGUCGAAGAACGCUCGCCAUCCAAAGAGAAUUCAUGCGUGUGUUUAACGGCAAGAAGAGACGACUCGAUUGUGCCAGAACGUUUUUAGAACCACGACAUGGCUUGAAUUUUCUGAGAGAGAGGGAGAGAGAGCGAGAGGGAGAGAGAAAGGGAGAGAGAGAGAGAGAGAGAAAGAAAUAGAAAGAGAACGAAAGAAAAUGCGAGAAAGAAAGCGUGAGAGAUUGAGACGGAUUGAAUGAGAAGUCCGAAAGUCCUGUCGUUGACGAUCCGUCGACGAAUCGGCGGGUCGAUCCAUUCGAUCAACGCAAUUUCUUUUCGGUUUCGAAUCGCGAUCGAUGAUUUUAAGCGAGAUUCCCACGUUCGUGUCGAACGAGUCUCAUUAGCUGUAAGACUCUCGAUGAAUUCACGCGCGAAACUGCGUCAUUUACAUACAGGAUCCAAUCAAACAGACGAACACGCGGAUACACGUACACUCACCUACACCUACACACAACUAUCAAUGUUUGGAAUGUUGGGAUUUGUUUAAAUAAAUAACUAAAGCAUUCGAAGCGUAA